GCUUCUUCUACAUGCUCUUUCAUAAUCUCAAGAAACAACAUUUCAAAACACACACUUUUUUAUCAUUCUUCUAGAGAAUCCACACAAUCUUUCUUUUCUCUUUGAUCAAAUCAAAUCCAAAAAAUAAAUCUCUUGUUUUUGUAACCCUGAAAUCAUUAUGGCUAUACAAGAUAAUCCAAGUCACAACGAUUAUCUCCGGAGAAUGACUUUUGCGGCGUUCUUGAAAUCGGGUUCUCUCGCCAGCGAGGAAGAAACUUACCACAGCGACGGUGAUCAUCAUAACCACGGCGUUGGUAAGCAAAACUCGUCAAGCACCAACAGCGAUUCUCAACGUCCAAGCAACGCUUCAAGUGCUAGUAGCGACUCAUCGUCACCAAUAUAUCCAUUAUCGCCAUGGAACCAAACUUACUAUCCGAACAACGAAAACACGACGUCUUUCACCUCAGCUUCUCAAUCACCAUGGAAACAAACUUGCUCUCCUUACCACAAAUCACCUUGGGUAUACCAAACAAGAAACAGCGAUUUCGAAGAUGAUCCUGAUAACGGUUUGAUCGGUACGGUCGUGAGACAAGAAGGACACGUGUACUCUCUUGCUGCUUCACGUGAUCUUCUUUUCACAGGAUCCGAUUCCAAGAACAUUCGUGUUUGGAAAGAUUUAAAAGAUUACUCCGGUUUUAAAUCAACGAGCGGGUUUGUUAAAGCGAUCGUGAUAACCGGAGAUAACCGGGUUUUCAGCGGUCAUCAAGAUGGUAAAAUUAGGGUUUGGAGAGGCUCAAAGAAGAACCCCGAGAGAUAUUCACGAGUCGGAAGCUUACCGACUCUCAAAGAGUUUCUCACCAAAUCGGUAAACCCGAGGAACUACGUCGAAGCUCGUCGUCGGAAAAACGUGGUGAAGAUCCGACAUUUCGACGCCGUGUCGUGUAUGAGCUUAAACGAAGAUCUCGGUUUACUCUACUCCGGUUCUUGGGACAAGACUCUCAAGGUCUGGAGAUUAUCCGAUUCCAAGUGUCUAGAAUCUAUCGAAGCUCACGACGACGCGGUUAACACUGUGUCUGCCGGAUUCGACGAUUUGGUAUUCACCGGUUCGGCAGACGGGACGUUAAAAGUAUGGAAACGUGAGGUACAAGGUAAAGAGACGAAACAUGUUUUGGUACAAGUGUUGAUGAAACAAGAGAACGCUGUAACGGCCUUAGCCGUUAAUUUAACGGACGGUGUGGUUUACUGCGGUUCGUCCGACGGUACCGUUAACUUCUGGGAACGGCAAAAGUAUUUGACUCACAAAGGGACGAUUCACGGCCACCGUAUGGCGGUAUUGUGUCUCACCUCCGCCGGGAGUUUGCUCUUGAGUGGCGGAGCUGAUAAGAAUAUCUGCGUUUGGAGAAGAAACGACGGCGGUUCACACACGUGUCUCUCUGUUUUGAUGGAUCACGACGGACCAGUCAAGUGUUUAACGGCGGUGGAAGAGGCCGAGGAUGAUGGAGACAACCACGGAGAGAAAGGUGAUCGACGGUGGAUAGUGUACAGUGGGAGUUUAGACAAGUCCGUGAAAGUGUGGCGUGUGACUGAUUACGCGUGAAGGAGUUAGCCCCGUGUGAACAACGUAGGCGCGUAAAUGUUACGCGGGACAUGUGAUUGUGUUUAGGCAUUGAUUGGGAGGCAACUAGGUAGAUCUUGGUACAAAAGAUGGACAAAUAGUGAACAGCCACGUUUCAUGUGGUUUUGUCUUUCUUGUUGGAAAGUCUUGUCUCCUUUUUUAUUGGGGCUUGUUUUAAGAUCUUUUUCCUCUGAAAAUUCGCAUGCAUGUAUUUUUAAAUCAUGUGAAACCAAAAGAGGAAAGAAGGUGGAGAAAAGAAUGGAAAGUAAAAGAUUCCGCUACAAGGAGAAAUAAAAAGAUAAAAGAAAAUGUAAUAAAAUGUACUUUGUAUAUAUUUAUGGGCUCUUUAUUGAUUUAUUCUCUAUGGUUGUUGUGGUUAUUGUUGAAUGUGAAAGUCCUAUCUUUUUAAAUUUAA
This is a messenger RNA of Camelina sativa (false flax), 2009 nucleotides long. RefSeq names its product protein JINGUBANG. Gene Ontology annotation, molecular function: protein binding. Lineage: Eukaryota; Viridiplantae; Streptophyta; Magnoliopsida; Brassicales; Brassicaceae. The record is from RefSeq and is a predicted model, not a curated record.